This is a messenger RNA of Phragmites australis (common reed), 1779 nucleotides long. Its product is annotated as endoglucanase 11-like. Gene Ontology annotation, molecular function: hydrolase activity, hydrolyzing O-glycosyl compounds. Gene Ontology annotation, biological process: carbohydrate metabolic process. NCBI's taxonomy places the organism in Eukaryota, Viridiplantae, Streptophyta, Magnoliopsida, Poales, Poaceae. The record is from RefSeq and is a predicted model, not a curated record. The coding region runs from base 4 to 1602 and encodes 532 amino acids. The transcript is spliced from 4 exons.
ACGAUGAGCUCCUCCCUGACAUAUGCAGCCUCUUUGGCAUCAUCAUCAUCACUGAUUCUUGUGCUUAUCGCGAUCCUCUCCCUCCUCUCCGGCACCAGCCAGGUCGCUGCCGCCGGACACCCUGAUUAUGCCGACGCGCUCACGAAGGCGAUACUCUUCUUCCAGGGACAGAGGUCCGGCCGGCUGCCGCCGGACCAGGCCGUCACGUGGAGGUCAAACUCCGGCCUCUCCGACGGCUCAGCCGCAAACGUCGACCUCACCGGCGGGUACUACGACGGCGGCGACAACGUCAAGUUCGGCUUCCCGAUGGCCUACACGACGACUAUGCUGUCGUGGAGCGUCCUCGAGCACGGCGGCCGGAUGAAGGCGCGCGUGCACGACGCGCGCGCCGCGGUGCGGUGGGGUGCGGACUACCUCCUCAAGGCCGCCACGCAGACUCCCGGCAAGCUCUACGUCGGCGUGGGCGACGCCGACGCUGACCACCGCUGCUGGGAGCGUCCCGAGGACAUGGACACGCCGAGGACCGUGUACGCGGUGUCGGCGUCCGCGCCCGGGUCCGACGUCGCAGGCGAGACCGCGGCCGCGCUCGCCGCGGCGGCCUUGACAUUCAGGGCAGCCGACCCGGCGUACGCCAGAAGGCUGCUGGCCGCGGCGCGGGACAUGAUGGGGUUCGCCGUGGCGCACCAGGGGAAGUACAGCGACUACGUCGGGGGCAACGUGGGCGCUUACUACCAAUCCUACUCCGGCUACAAGGACGAGCUCUUGUGGGGAUCGGCAUGGCUGCUCUGGGCGACGAAGAACGCCUCCUACUUCAACUACCUCAACUCCCUGAGCGCCAACGACGGCGUCGACAUAUUCAGCUGGGACAACAAGCUCGCCGGAGCCCGCGUCCUCCUAUCACGGGUACGCAUGCAACACGAACAAACCACACCACUAGCUUUGGGCCGCGUUCACGAGUCCGCGUUGUGUUUACGCGUGUGUGCACGCGCGCAGAGAACUCUGGUGGACGGGGACAAGAGGUUCGAGCCGUUCAGGCAGCAGGCGGAGGACUACAUCUGCAGGAUCUUGCCAAACUCCCCUUCCUCCACGACGCGGUACACGCCAGGUGGCCUCAUGCACAAGUCGGGCUACGCCAACCUGCAGUACGUCACAUCCGCGAGCUUCCUGCUCACCACCUACGCCAAGUACAUGGCCGUCUCCAAACACACCUUCUCCUGCCAGAGCCUCCGCGUCACCUCCAAGUCCCUCAGGGCUCUCGCCAAGAAACAGGUGGACUACAUCUUGGGUGUCAACCCCCAGGGGAUGUCCUACAUGGUGAACUACGGCGCGCGGUGGCCGCAGAGGAUCCACCACCGGGCGUCGUCCAUGCCGUCGGUGGCUAGCCACCCGGCCCACAUCGGCUGCCAGGAGGGGUUCCAGAGCUACUUCUACGCCGGCGGCGCCAACCCCAACGUGCACACCGGCGCCGUCGUCGGCGGGCCGGACGAGCACGACGCGUUCUCGGAUGACAGGGGCGACUACGCGCGGUCGGAGCCGACGACGUACACCAACGCGCCCCUCGUCGGCUGCCUCGCCUACCUUGCGGGUACACACAGGAGCUGACCACUGACGACGACGAUGGGUCAUGCAUGUAUCUUACAAGCAAUGUUCUAGCUGAUAGCACCUGAUUUCGGUGUCCUUUGCGCUUACAAAUGCAGCAGCGAAAAAUUGGCAUUACUUUCUCAAGCCGAGAGAACAACUGCAUGCAAAUGGGAUAUGCGAACAAUCACAUGUAUUGAU